AUGACGGGAUAUCCUUUUACAUGGGAGCAUGGAAGAAAUAGUGAUGGCUGGGUGGAAUCUAGGUUGGACCGUGUUUUUACUAAUGCUCAGUGGCGUACCAGGUUUUCUAAUUCUACUACUAAAGUGUUGGGUUUCUCUACUUCGGACCAUCUGCCUAUUCUUCUUGCUGUCAGAUGCUUUGUGGAUCAACGCCAUGCUCAUCGUUUUCGGUUUGAGAAUACGUGGCUCCGUGAGGCAGGGUGUCAGACCUUAAUUUCGGAUAUUUGGCAACUUUCUCCAGAUAUGGACGUUGAGGGUAAGCUUGUGGCCUGUCGUACUGCUUUGAAAUCGUGGGGCAUGAAUCUUAGACUUCUGCAUAAAGCUGAGAUGGACGAGAGUCUUGCUAUUAUGACCCGUUUACACGGCUCUCGGCUAUAG
Messenger RNA from Manihot esculenta (cassava), 417 nucleotides. RefSeq lists its product as uncharacterized. The transcript has a single exon. The record is from RefSeq and is a predicted model, not a curated record. Lineage: Eukaryota; Viridiplantae; Streptophyta; Magnoliopsida; Malpighiales; Euphorbiaceae. The coding region runs from base 1 to 417 and encodes 138 amino acids.